GCUGAAAUAUGACGUUUCUAUUUAAUCAUGGUAUCACUAGGGAGGGGAUGGGAAGAAAGUGCUAAGCUACCCGAAACAUAAACCAAGUCGGCAUUUGCGCUGCACGGGAACAAGUGAGCACGCCGUCCUCUGCGCACACUCACCCACCAGAGGCGGCCAGCCCAGCCGGGACCAUGAGUGAGCGUGGCCCUCGCACGGAGGCCUCCAUGUUUUUGGAGGUGGACCGCCUCGAGCGCGAUAACAACGAUGAAGACAAGAUGGCGCACUACGACGACGACAAAGACGACGACGACCUGAUGUCGGCACCCUCGGGCUCACGCGUCUACGACCGCACUACGGUGCUCAUCGAGCAGGACCCCAUCCGGCUGGACGAGGAGGGAGAGGAGGACCAUGGACACUGCGUGGGGGAUGACGACGGGGGCACUUUCCUAGUCGACGGGGACCUGGACGAGGAGGAGGAGGAGGAGGAGGGCUCUAUGACCUUCAUGGGCGACCAGGAUGGUAUGUCGCAGGGAUACGUGCAUCACACCAUCUCGCCCGACCAGAUCCAGUUCAUCAUCAACCCGGGGUCCAUGGCAAUGCCUCGCAACAUCGAGGGGGCCACCCUCACUCUGCACUCCGAGUGUCCAGAAACCAAGCAACGGGAGGUGAAGAGGUACCAGUGCAUGUUUGAGGGAUGCACACGGACCUACAGCACGGCAGGCAACCUGCGCACGCACCAGAAGACCCACCGGGGCGAGUACACAUUUGUGUGCAACCAGUUGGGCUGCGGCAAGGCCUUCCUCACUUCCUACAGCCUGAAGAUCCACGUGCGCGUUCACACCAAGGAGAAGCCCUUUGAGUGCGACGUGCAGGGCUGCGAGAAGGCCUUCAACACCCUGUACAGACUGAAAGCACACCAGAGACUGCACACGGGGAAGACGUUCAACUGUGAAUCGGAGGGAUGCACAAAAUACUUUACCACACUCAGUGACCUGAGGAAGCACAUUCGCACUCAUACUGGGGAGAAACCAUUCCGGUGUGACCAUGAUGGUUGUGGCAAGGCAUUUGCUGCCAGCCAUCACCUAAAGACGCAUGUACGGACACACACAGGGGAGAAGCCUUUCAACUGUCCCAGCGACGGCUGUGAGAAAGCAUUCAGCAGCCAGUACAGUUUGAAGAGUCACGUCAGGGGCCAUGGGGCUAAGGGCCAGCCCUUCAGUGUCACCCUCACCCACCCCUUGUCCGAGGAUGCAAAUCAUUCACUGUGCCUCAGUGACUUGAGCCUCAUCUCGACUGACUCGGAGCUCAGAGAAAACAUCCACAAUUCUCAGAACUUGGACUUGAGCAGUGUUACCCCCGUGAGGAUCUUCGAGCUCAUGUUCCAGAGUCCGGAGAACAGUGUUAGUCAAGAUGAUGCACAUCCUCACGAGAGCCUUGUUGAAGCCUUUGGCCAGGAGACUGGCCAGUCCACCAUGGGCGAUGACUCCACCCCCAUCUCCUUCUCGUUCUCCCUCGUCCCUUCCUCCUGUUCCCACUCCCACUCUCACACUCACUCCCACACCACCACCACCACUGUCCUGGAGGCUUCUUCCCAGCUUCCUCUAAGCCAAACCCCCUCUUCCCAGGUUCCAGCACCUCCUGCCCCCAUUAGUAAUAUUACCGCAGUCAGCUCCACCCAGCCCCACUCCACCUUCGUACCCUUACCCACUGCCCUGCAGACGCCAGAUGUGCCUGCCCCCUAUGUGGCACUGCCCGCCCAGACUGUUCCAAUAGUGCCCUCUACUGCGCCAGUAGUGGUGCCAGGCCCAGCCCUCGCGGCUCUGGGCGCUGUAGUCGCCACCACAGAGACUGUGCCGCUGCCGGCCGUGGCUCACACUCACACUGUGCCUUUGGCCAGCAACACCAACCCUGUCCUGGUGCCCCCAGCCUCUGCCCCCACUUUCACCCCAAGCCACAGCCACACCCAGAGCCUGUUGCAGCCCAGCAUUGUUAUGUCCGACCAGAACCUGCAGUGGAUCCUUAACACCGCAGCCAACAACCAGCAGAACCCAGAGCAAGCUCCACACGGAGGUCCAAAAGUAGAGAAGGUCUUCUUUACCACAGCCAUACCAGUGGGAGGAAAUUCAGGCAACUCUGUCCAGCAGAUCGGCCUCAGCCUUCCCGUCAUCAUCAUCAAACAGGAGGAGUCCUGCCAGUGCCAGUGUGCCUGCAGGGACUCUUCUAAAGACAAGAGCUCCAACGCCUCGGCAGCACCACAACAACAGCCCGCAGUGCCCUCCACUCCUCCACCUCCCCCCACUCCCGUGGCACUGCCCUUUCCCACCGUACUCCCCCCAGCACCCUCUUUCCCCUUGUGCUGCCUCCCACCGCUCACCUCGGAAGUGAACGAGUCCCCGCCUCUUCCCCAAACAGGUGCAGUUCUAGGACCGGGUAGCCCCUCGACCUCUGUUCAGACGUUCUCCACAGGGGUGGCCACGGUGACCACCAACCCCCCUCCUAUCACGGAUGGUUUGGCCACCAUGGACGUGUCGGACUUCCUGUCCCUGCAGAGCCCCGAGAGCACGACCAACAUUGAGGCUCUGCUACUGGUGACCAGCAGUGACGACUUCACUAUGGCUGGCGCUAGCACCACCAUCAACCCCUAGUGGACACUCAGGCUUUGUCCCUAUUCUCCACCCUUCUCUUGCAUACUCCCAGUCAUGGAUUUAAAAGCAUUGAGUUGGUGUAAGUCAUUGAGUUGGUGUAAGUGUUGGGCAGAGGGAGUUUCUACCAUUGUUGAAUUAAAGGGAGUGUGCAAAUGCACACUUUUGGAGAAGGAUGUAGAAUCAGGACGCAGCCGCACUUUCUGAUUUACCCACUACACGUCCGCUUUUCAAGUAUUGUAAGUGAAACUUAAUGAGGGGGCUUGUUUUGGAAAAGCUGCAAAAUGCAUGCCAGUCAAGAAAAGUGUUCUUAAUUGGCUGGCUCUCCAUCAAACAAGACACGGUCUUGAAAGGCCCUAAGAACUAUUGUCUGCUUCUAAUAUGGCGUGAAGCUGAUUCCUGAGAGAAGCAAAACAAAACAUUGUCUAUAUCCAUGUACUGUACAUUAGUUCCUAACUGUAACUAAUAUGAUUAGUUGGUAAGUGAUUGACCAGAAUGCACUGCAUGUGAAGUGAAUUGGAAUUUCAUCAACUAUAUUUCCUACAAGGAAUUUGUGGCAGUUUUGCCAUUCCCUUAAAAGCAAUGUAUUGCUAAUGCCAUAAUGUGAAGAGUAAUUUCCAGUGUUUUACAUAAAUUAGCUAGUGUAGUCCAGAUUUUUGUUUUGUCUUUCGUCUCGCUUUGUUUGUUAGUUUUUGUCUUUCUUUACAGGUAUAUUUACCAAUUGAAAAAUAAAUUGGCUGUGACACAAUUUGCUUGACUUUUAAAUAUAAUUUAGAAGUCAAUACAUUAGUGAUAAGCCAAACUUAAUAUUAAUAUUUUGUAAAAAAAAAAAUAUAUAAUAAUUAUUGGAAGAAAAAAAAUCAAUUUCUGACCUUAGACUGUCAUCAAGUCUCAGCUUAUUGAUCAUCAUUGUUAAUUUAUUCCACUUUUCGCCUAAGUGUUUUUUUUGUCCCCCUUCUGUUGUUACUGAGUUUUGUUUUAUGGAGCCCCCCUCAAUCUUAAGUUUCCAGAAAGCCGUUUCAACACUGCACCUUAUUGCAAUUAAUUGUACAUCGAGGUUGUCAAAAAAAAGGUCCUCAAUGGUAUUUUUGGUCUGUAAAACCUCUUCACAAUGAAAUCAUGAAUCAAGGAUGAAAAAAAUUGCUCACAACUGUGUUUCUCAAUUACAACCCACUCAGGGAUGCAUCGUGGCAUAUCUAAUUUAUACAAUUUGAGAUUUUCCUUUAUUUAAUAAGAGAUUGUCCAUUUUAGCAGUCAACUGCCCUGUUGCCCAUCGAUUGUAGUAGCCCCCUUUUUCGGCUGCACUCUCCCCUCUUUGUGCACUGUCUAAUAUGACCAGUUAUCUGAGUUAUUACUAUGACACUAUUUGAAUACCACUGCGGUCAGAAGUGGUUUGUUUCUGAAGGGUGUUGAUGAUGGUGUAAAUACGGUACAUUUAAAUGUGAACACUUAUUCCUUCAGAUUGUUUUAGAAUGUAUUUGUUUUGUAUAUGUAGACUUGAACCUUGGAGACCCCCUGCGCUGCCCUUUGUCUUUGCAUUCUGCGCCCAUGCAGAUGCUCACACAUCUUAUGCAGAAGAGUCUAAAAUGAAGCCUUAUAAUGGUUAGUUUUAGGGCCAUUGGCUUCUGUGCAGUCAACAUAGUAUUUAUUUUCAAAUGCAAGCAUAAGUAACUUUCUUGGAGUAUAUGACGAUAUUAUUUCACAUGGGACAUAAUGCAAUGAUUACAAAAUUGUAGAGAAGGCAUUAUGCCCUAAUAUCAUGUGUAGAGCAACCUAGCCUUACUACAGGAUCUCACUUGCUGUGGCUUACUGAGCUGGCUCCUUGCCUUGUCAGUCUUUUCCUAUGGCUUGAUUUGGACACGCUGCCUGACUACUUCCUCCUGUUAAUCUAGUCUUGUUCAAUGCCUUUUUAACAGCUGCCUACAAGUGGACAAAAGUACAUUAAAAAGAAAUACAUCACUUUUUGUUUGAAGAUUUAACAGAUAUUGUGCCAACAAAUCAAAUGUUCCCCCAAUUAUUAUUUUUAUUGUAAUUUUUUUUGUGAAGAUGUUACUGCAGAGAUAUACUGUAGAUGGAAAUUGUUUCUCUAGAUUUAUGUUUGUUGUAGUACUGUAUUGUAGACAAAUAAUACUUCAUUUUACAGAUCACUACAUCAAUGUUGUAGUCGGAAAUUGUAAUUACAUCAACAUUUUGAAUUGGUACUUCACAGGCAUUGAUUGACAGCAGCUAUCAUGUUAUAUUAUUUAGCAUGGAAAGAGGGACUGAGAUCCAAUCUAGGUGUCAUCAUGUAUCAUAGGAUAACAGAGUAUGCAGGAAAUCUUUGUCUGGCAGACCUGAAUAGGGGAAAUGUUUAAACUAACAUGGGCUUUUCCCUUUUCUGUUUUGAGAUUUAACCAAUACCAAAACUUGAUAACCUGCAAUAUUAAUUAGUGUAGUUGGCACUUAAAUUUGAAUAUAAAAUGUGAAUUAUCAAAUGUGAAUUUUUCUUGUGACAAUUUGAAAAUUUUUACUGAGUUACAGUUAAGAAAAUUUAAAUCAAUUCAUUAGGCCCUAAUCUAUGGAUUUCACAUGACUGGGCAGGGGCACAGCCAUGAGUGUGCCUGGGAGAGUGUAGGCCCACCCACUGGGGAGUCAGGCAAUCAGAAUGAGUUUUUCCCCAACAAAAGGGCUUUAUUACAGAAAUAAUCAUCAGUUUCAUCAGCUGUCUGGGUGGCUGGUCUCUGACAAUCCCGCAUGUGGAGGUCCUGGGCUGGCGUAACACGUGGUUUGGACGUAUUGCCAAAUUCUCUAAAACGACAUUGAUGUCCGACAUUUCUGCAGUCAGCAUGCCAAUGGCACGCUCCCUCAACUUGACAUCUGUGGCACCUGUGUAAUGAUCAUGCUGUUUAAUCAGCUUUUUGAUUUGCCACACCUGUCCGGUGUAUGGAUUAUAUUGGCAAAGGAGAAAUGCUCACUAACAAGGGUGUUAACAAUUUUGUGCACUAAAAUUUGAGAAGCAUUUUGUACGUAUGGAACAUUUCUAGGAUCUUUUUAUUUUCAUGAAACACCACUUUGUUGCGUUUAUAUUUUUUGUUCAGUAUAGGUAUUCCCCCUCACAAUGCUGGUCAAUAACUUGAUGUAUUACAAUUAUGAACCCUGACUGCUCUCAACAUGUUCACCUCCAAUUUGAUGCAUACUUAAGAAAAUAUCUAUGCAAUGAUUUGACUGCAGUAUUCCUUAAAGUACAAAAUGCAACAAAAUUAAAUCAUGACCAACCUUUUACAUCUGUCUCGGUCCAAGUUAUAUCAAUAUUCAGGUUUGCUAAUGUCAACUUUGGAGGCUCAACUUACUCAUUUGCGAAACUCCAUAUACGUAAACAUUUUUGCUCAAAUCUUUCCGUAUUCAACUUAGUGGCAUGACCAAUUUGACAUCCUAUUUUGUUUACCAUAAUCAUCCAUUUUAUGUGAAGGUCCAAGUUAUUACGUGUGAUGUAUCAUGUUUGAGGUGGGGCUGUGAGCCUGGGCAUUGAAAUGUUUAGUCUUUUUUUCCAUUGCUUUCCAGUGAAUAUUGAAUGAGUUUUGUUUUUUUACAUUUACCUGUUUAAACACUAACUGGAUUUGCUUGGGGGGGAAAAUUACAAUAUGAUUCUGUUGUAAGAAUUAUUUGGGUCAAAUGUUGUACGCUGCAUCUUAAGUUUUGGGUGAACAAUCAUCUUCGUGUUCUCAUACUGUAUGUGCUAUUUUUACUCAAGUCCUCUCAGUUAACUUUGUUAAUCUGUAAGGGUGAUACAAAUUUGGACCCGAUUUGUUAACCCAAUUUAACAGUUUAGACCAAUUGUUAGAAUUGAAAGUGCUGGUUCUAACUUUGCUAGAAGAUACUGACCCUACUGUUACGCUUGUUUACACUGAGCUUAAAACGCAAUCAUGGUAACAUUAAGACACUAGAGCCGACGCGAUAUGGGUGGGAAAAGUUACCUCAAUGCAGGGACGGGAUUUGCCACUGUACUCCAAAAACUGCCCUUUUUGUCCUCAUGUUAGCUAGCAGUAGCCACAGCAGCCAUUAUGGAAUGGCACAGAUAUCCACUAGUUACCACCUAUAUUGUAAAACGUCAUGAAACAGGCUCUCUUUAUUUGAAGGGUUAGGCAUAAGAUUAGCAGUGCAGUUAAGGUUAGGUUUAAAAUCACAUUUGGAGAGGAAGAAAUAGGCAGGGUUUAUGACAAUUCAUGAAAACAAAAUAGCUUUUCUAAAUUUAAGGUAGGCAGUGUGAUUAGGUUAACAAUCACAUUUUGAACAAAGAAGCUGAUUGGCUGACACUGCCAUUCCAAAAUGGCUGCGGUGAAUACUGUUAGCUAGCAGGAGUACAAAAAUUAGUUUUCAGGGAUGGAUCUGUGUUAAGGUACAAUUGAGUACAGUAGAAUAUCCCAGAGGUACAUUUUCUGACCCAUAUCUCACGCUGGCGCCACAGUGUCCAGGGCAGCAGGUAGCCUAGCAGUUAAGGGUGUUGGGCCAGUAACCGAAAGGUCGCUGAAUCGAAUCACCAAGCCUGCCAGGUGAAAAAUUUGUCUGUGCCCUUGAGCAAGGCAUAAUUGCUAUUGUAAGUCACUCUGGAUAUAUGUGCGUCUGCCAAAUUACUAAAAUGUAACCAUGGUUCUGAUCCCAGUAGAUCUGUGUAAACAAGGGUUGAGUCUUCUGGCAUGUUCAGCCUUAUAUACACUUACCUUUAGGUUAAAUUGUCAGGCGAAUAACGGCUCAAAUGGGGAUUUUGGUCCUUUUCUAGCCAAUGGUCAGAUGCUUGGAAUGGUGAGUUCAUAGGUGCAGAACACUGGCAGUUUGGAGGUUUUGAUAAAGUGCCACUUUGAAGAAAGCACAGUUUGUAUUUUGGAAUUCUGUUCAUUUGAACACUCAAUGGGUAAAACGAGGGGGAAACGUAAUGCUUCCAAAGGAAUGUCUUCAACACCCAAAGAAUGAAGUUGUAAAGGAUUUCUAUUUUUAAAAGAAUGUAUCAUGUGAAAUUGGUUUGCUUAUGCUUGUUUUGUAUAAAGUAGUAUUGUAUAAUAAAGUAAUUACUUUUUGAAUUGAGAGCAAUAUAAUGAAAUUUU
Oncorhynchus kisutch (coho salmon) is the source of this 7702-nucleotide messenger RNA. Its product is annotated as metal regulatory transcription factor 1-like. The transcript is spliced from 11 exons. The record is from RefSeq and is a predicted model, not a curated record. The coding region runs from base 174 to 2627 and encodes 817 amino acids. Gene Ontology annotation, biological process: regulation of transcription by RNA polymerase II. Lineage: Eukaryota; Metazoa; Chordata; Actinopteri; Salmoniformes; Salmonidae. Gene Ontology annotation, cellular component: nucleus.